Molecule: messenger RNA, 7382 nt
Organism: Alosa sapidissima (American shad)
Lineage: Eukaryota; Metazoa; Chordata; Actinopteri; Clupeiformes; Clupeidae
Gene: eif4g3b
Product: eukaryotic translation initiation factor 4 gamma, 3b
Exons: 36
Coding region: 630-6404 (1924 amino acids)
Cellular component (GO): eukaryotic translation initiation factor 4F complex
Molecular function (GO): protein binding; mRNA binding; translation initiation factor activity
Source: RefSeq, a predicted model, not a curated record
AAAAAGAAACAUAUAACAUGCAAACAUGCAAUAUAUUUCAAUUGAGUCGUUUUGAACUGGAUGUGUGCUUAUACAAAUUUAUUUGAUAUCGUAUUUAAUCUCAGCAAAAAACAUCAUAGCUUGGGGUCACAUACGUUCGUUGACCGAGCUCUUCCGAAACGGCACGAUAUUAUACGAAUGGUCUGUCCUGUCGGACUGCUGGAGGCGGCCACAGCGCCAUGUUGAACGAAAUCUCCCUUAACAGUGGAAAGGGGCUCGUAAAAUAACAUUCGGGGAAAACGUUUCUGCUCAGUUUUCAUAAAGGAAACCGUCAAGAAUACCCUGGCAAAGGGAAACGAACUGGAUCCUCGGGAACCCCGACCGGGGAGGGGGAACAGCCCCCUACCAUCCGAAAUGAAGAUAAACCACAAUAAUCGCUCGCUAGCUAGCAUUUGCUCGCUAAACUAUAGCUAAGCUAGUUUUCAAGGCUUUUUCUAUCCCAUUUAGCCACCGGCAACCUGCUUGUACAAGAAAAGGCCCGGCAUUGGCGUAACUCGCUAGCUAGUUUUUAUGUGUAUUAUUUUUAAACUAGAUAAGUAACUAGUUAGCUAUUUAUUACUGUAUUUUUUUUUAUUUUGUAACGAUUUGCAAUGAGUUUGCCGCCGAAAGCGGUACCGAAAUCAGCCGCUGCUGUAGGAAGUGGACCUGGAACCGGGCCGUCUCCCUCGAGUCAGCUGCGGGCUACCCUGACCACCGUACCGCUUCCAGGGCCCCCGGUCGCUCAGCAGCCGCCUGCAGUACCACCGACGCAAGUUUUCCUUAAUGCGUUGCACCCUAGGAUCCCAAGAGUACAGCCGCCGCUGGAAGACAGAAUCUUCCCCACACAGCCAGGAGUCACGGCCGUGUAUAGCAAAGGCAGAGUCAACGAGUUCAUUUGCUACCUGCCACCAGCUAUGUGUGUCCAGAGACCUCCGGGCCCCCCGUACACAGCCCAUGAGAUCGGCAAGGCCCACCCCAACCUGGCGGCCACUCCGCCGGGCCACGCCUCGUCUCCUGGCCUCUCUCAGGUAUCAGUUUCCACAGUAUCCACUGCGCAUCUGUACGGCCACCCUAAGGGCUGGGAGGCAGGCGGAGGGUCUCCUUACAGCUCUGGGCAGAAUGCAGGCACCAACCCGCUGGUGUACUCCCCGUCGACGCAGCCAAUGAACGCACAGCCUCAAAGCCGCCCGUUUGCACCGGGGCCUCGUCCUACCCACCACCAGGGAGGAUUCAGACCCAUUCAGUUUUUCCAGAGGACCCAGAUGCAAACGGCGCGGCCCACCAUUCCAAGCAACAACCCCUCCAUCCGACCGGCCUCGCAGACUCCCACCGCCACCGUCUACCCCUCCAACCAGCCCAUCAUGAUGACCAUGACAGCCAUGCCCUUCCCCUCGCCACAGACCCCCCACCAGUACUACAUACCACAGUACCGACACGGUACCCCAUAUGUGGGCGCGCCACAGCAGUACUCCGUACAGCCCACGGGUCCCAGUACCUUCUACACUGGGCCUAGUCCAGGGGAGUUCCCCACGCCAUAUGCGGGUCCUCCAUACUACCCUGGCCAGCCUGUGUACACCCCCUCACAACCCAUAAUAGUGCCUACACCACAGCAACCUCCACCUGCCAAGAGGGAAAAGAAAACAUCCUCCAAGAUCCGUAUCCGAGACCCCAACCAGGGCGGCAAGGACAUCACGGAGGAGAUCAUGUCUGGGGUCGGCGGGAGCCGCAACCCCACCCCACCUGUCGGACGGCCCUCCUCCACCCCCACCCCACCACAGCAGCUGGGCAGCCAGGUUGCGGAUCACGGGCCCGUUGUGUAUAACGUGGACGCCGCGGCCGCCGCCACCUCCUCCGCCCCCGCUGCCGCUCUCGGCCCCGCUCCCCCCGUCGACUUCAAACCAGAUGACAAGCCAAAACUGGAGGCUGUGACACUGAAGCCUUCAUCCCCAGGGCUGCGACCACCAGACCCUCCUUCAGAGCGAAGCGGACCUGUCCCACCACACGAACCUUCCACUUCCCCCUCCCCCUCCGCAUCUGCGCCUGUGCCCGCCACCACCACCAUCACCUUCUCUUCGUCUGACAAACCUGAGCUUCCUGCCUGCAGCCCGGAGGCAGGACCCUCUUCUUCCUCUUCCUCUUCCUCUGUAACUCCUGCUACAGCACCAGGCCUUACUCUCAUGGCUAAACCAGAGGCCGCAGCUCAGACCCUCCCAGAGCCCGCUCCUCGCUCAGAGGAGCCCAAACCUGCCCCGGUGGCCCCGAGCUCCACCCUCCAAAGGACCCCUCAGCCCGAGGCCGUACCCAGCCUCAGCCCUAGCCCCAGCCCCAGCCCAGCCGACCUGUCCCCUGUCAGUCCUGCAGUGUCCCCUGCUCCGAGCGUGGCCAUGACGGCUGUUAAUGGUCUGGCUGAGGCUGACUCCGCUAGCUCUGCUGCCCCUAUAGCCGCUGCCACCACCACCACCACCACCACCACCAUCCCCACCACCACUGCUGUCAGUGCUGCUGCUGAUGAUGCUGCUGCUUCUGCUGCUGCUGUUCCUUCUGCUUCCUCUCCGUGCAACAGCUCCAGCCCCCAGCCCAGCUCAGAGCCUCCCCAGCUGCCCUCUCUGCCCCAGCUCAGCCAGACGAGCCCAGCGCAACUGGCCCCGAAGCCCGAAUCAGGCCUCCGCGCUGCCCGGACUCCAAGGGAGCCAGACGCUACCGCCACUGCGGCCGCCGCCACGCCAGCGGUGCCCAAGGAGACCCCUGAGGCAGCUGCUGUGGAGCCGCCAGCCGUUGCCGUGGUUCCUGCGCCAACCAUCUCCUCCACAAGCACCUCCACCUCCACCUCCAUCAUCACUGCUGCUGUCGCUGCUCCUGUUGCUGUGGGCCCACCCCCAGUUCCAGCUCCAGCUCCAGCUCCUCCCCCAGGCCUGCAGCACCCGCCAGGCCUGCCCGUACCCCAGGCGCUCGUCCAGGCCAAGAGGCCCACGGAGGGCACGGAGGCCCCCAUGGCGGCGAGGGUAGCAGAGGUCACACACGAGGAGAAAGCGGACGCUCAGCAACAGUUAUCCAGAAAAAGCUCAAAUCAAGCUACACCUAGUGCACCAAAGACCUGGAAGAAGCCCAAAGAGGAGCCUUCUGCGGGAUCUGUCCCCAGUGCGGACAGAGAGGAGGAAGCGCAGGAGGGUGCGUCCACUGUGGCCGUGGACAAGUCCAGCCCCAGCCCGCCUCCCGUGGAGGUCAAUGCUGAGGUUGAGGAGAAGAAGCAGCCGCUGGCGCCCACGUCCCCGUCUCCGUCACCACUGGCCGUGGUAGCGGUACCGGCGGCGCCGGUGGUGGUGGAGGAGAACGGCGAACGAGAUCCAGAGCCGCUGAGGAACGGUGCUGAGCACACGUCCGAGACGGACAGCAGCGACAGCGGCCUCACGCCCGGCCCCCGGGACGGCUCCGGCGACCCUCUUCCACAACUCGCUGAAGAGGACAGGAAGAAGCAGUAUGACCGGGACUUCCUGUUGGGCUUCCAGUUCAUGCCGGCAUGCGUGCAGAAGCCCGAGGGCCUGCCGCCCAUCUCCGACGUGGUCCUGGACAAGAUUAACCAGAACAAGCUGCCGCAGCGGACGGUGGACCCGCGAGUCAUCUCACGGGGGCCAGAUUUCACCCCAGCCUUCGCCGACUUCAGUAGGCAGGUCACAGGAGGCAGAGGAGCACCGCUGCUGAAUGUGGGGGGUCUGCGGAGGCCACCACCACGCAAGAUCAUCAUGAACGUGUCAGUGGACGAUGUGCAGCUGAAGAAGGCUGAGAACGCCUGGAAGCCCGGCUUGAAGAGAGAGACCGCGGCGGUGGUGGAGGACCCCGACUUGUCGAAAACUCAGGAGCUCUUCCGCAAAGUGCGCAGCAUCCUGAACAAGCUGACGCCGCAGAUGUUUAACCAGCUGAUGAAGCAGGUGACCGAGCUGACCAUCGACACGGAGGAGCGCCUCAAGGGCGUCAUCGACCUCGUCUUCGAGAAGGCCAUCGACGAGCCCAGCUUCUCCGUGGCCUACGGCAACAUGUGCCGCUGCCUCGCCACACUGAAAGUGCCAAUGGCAGACAAGCCUAACAGCACGGUGAACUUCCGCAAGCUGCUGCUCAACCGCUGUCAGAAGGAGUUUGAGCGGGACAAGGUGGACGACGACGUCUUCGAGAAGAAGCAGAAGGAGCUGGAAGCUGCCGCCAUGGCCAGUGAGCGUGAGCGUCUGCAGGAGGAGCUGGAGGAGGCCAAGGACAAGGCGCGACGGCGCUCCAUCGGCAACAUCAAGUUCAUCGGCGAGCUCUUCAAGCUGAAGAUGCUGACCGAGGCCAUCAUGCACGACUGCGUGGUCAAGCUGCUCAAGAACCACGAUGAGGAGAGCCUGGAAUGCCUGUGCCGCCUGCUCACCACCAUCGGCAAGGACCUGGACUUCGAGAAGGCCAAGCCUCGCAUGGAUCAGUAUUUUAACCAGAUGGAGAAGAUUGUCAAAGAGCGGAAGACAUCCUCCCGCAUACGCUUUAUGCUGCAGGAUGUCAUCGAUCUGAGACUGCACAACUGGGUGUCGCGGCGAGCCGACCAGGGCCCCAAGACCAUCGAGCAGAUCCACAAGGACGCCAAAAUCGAAGAGCAGGAGGAGCAGCGGAAGGUCCAUCAGCAACUACUGUCCAAGGACAAUAAGAGAAGACCAGAAUCCCGGGCGGAGUCCCGGGCAGAAUCCCGCGCGGUGCAAAGAGAAGAGACCUGGAACACUGUGCCCAUGACCAAGAACAGCAGGACAAUAGACCCCAGCAAGAUCCCCAAAAUCUCCAAGCCUACCAUAGAUGAUAAGAUCCAGCUGGGUCCGCGGGCGGGAGCCCUGAACUGGAUGAAGGGCAGCAGCGGGGGAGCUGGAGCCAAGGCCAGUGAGUCGGACGCGUCCCGGUCCAGUGGCAGCAGUCUGAACCGCUACUCGGCUCUGCAGUCCUCAAGCUCUCAGGCCCCCAGUAGCCCCUCCACCCCGUCCGACUUCGACUCCAGGAGAAGUCUGAGCAGCCGCGGCAGCUCCGGGCGAGAGCGGAACGACAAGCCGGCGAGCUCAACUCCGUCUCGUCCCGGCUCCUUCUCUCUGGCCAGCGGCGGUAAGGAGCCCUCAGAAGAGCUGUCCCAGGAGGAGCCCUGCAGAGAAGCCCCCGACACGCCCAAACUGCAGGGCAGUGCCCAGGACAAGGCCAAGCCUGAGCGCAGUCGGUCCAGGGACUCGGUAAAACUUGAAGCCCCAGCAGCCCUCUCUCCUGAAAAGCCUGCCCUAUCAGAGGAGGAAAUGGAGAGGAGAUGCAAAGCCAUCAUUGAUGAGUUUUUGCACAUUAAUGAUUAUAAGGAGGCGGUGCAGUGUGUGGAGGAGCUGGAUCAGGCGUCUCAGCUGCACGUGUUUGUGCGGGUGGGGGUGGAGUCCACGCUGGAGCGCAGCCAGAGCACACGAGACCACAUGGGUCAGCUCUUCUUCCAGCUGGUGCAGGCCGGGACCCUCUCCAAAGUCCACUUCUGUCAAGGGUUCUCUGACACCCUGGAGCUAGCAGAUGAUAUGGCCAUUGACAUUCCCCAUAUAUGGCUGUAUCUAGCGGAGCUGGUCAACCCCAUGUUCCGCGAAGGAGGAAUCUCUAUGAGAGAAUUAUUUAGUGAAUUUAGCAAACCUUUACUCCCUGUGGGAAGAGCUGGGAUAUUAUUUUCUGAAAUAUUGCACCUUCUAUGCAAACAAAUGAGCCAUAGGAAAGUGGGGGCCCUAUGGAGGGAAUCAGGACUGAUUUGGGCAGAUUUCCUCCCCGAGGGCUCCGAUGUGCACAGCUUUAUCGCUGAGCAGAAGCUAGAGUUUACCCUAUCAGACAGCUUGAGCCUCAAUGAAGCACCUUCAAAGAGAACACUCUCGCCUGAGGAGCUGAACAAACACCUUGAAAAGCUGCUCCUGGAGGAUGCGGCGGGCGAUGAACAAAUCUUUGACUGGGUAGAGGCGAAUCUGGAUGAAGCUGAGAUGAGCUCCCCUCCCUUCCUGAGAGCUUUAAUGACUGCUGUGUGCAAAGCAGCAGUGAAAUGGGACGCCUCCUCCUGUAGAGUGGACACAGCCAUCAUCCAGAAGAGGUUGCCUGUAUUACUCAAGUACCUUAACUCAGACACAGAGCGCCAGUUGCAAGCACUUUAUGCACUUCAAGCAUUGAUAGUUAAACUGGACCAGCCCCCAAACUUGCUCCGGAUGUUUUUCGACUGUUUGUAUGACGAAGACGUAAUCUCGGAGGAUGCGUUCUACAAAUGGGAGUCAAGCAAAGACCCGUCAGAGCAGCAGGGCAAGGGUGUGGCCCUCAAGUCCGUCACAGCCUUCUUCACCUGGCUGCGCGAGGCCGAGGAAGAGUCAGAGGACAAUUGACGAAGGGCUGCAGGACAAAACUAAAAAAAAAAAAAAAAAAAAAAAAAAAACCAAUAGGAAGAGAAAAUGGACAUGUUUGCCAAUUAGUGCUAAAAAGGACAAUGGUCGCUGCAAAAAAAAAAGAUAACUGCAUUAUCUAAAACAAAACAAAACAUAACAAAGCCACACAUAUGAAUCGGCUGGAAGAGAAGAGGAUGGUUGAGAUGAAUGGGGGGAGAGGUUUAUGGUACGGUUUUCCACACCCACAGCGACGUGACUUAACUUUGCUGGAGCACUAAACAAAAAGAAGAAAAGAGGGAAAAAAACAUGUAUUAUUUAUAGAACUAUUUCAGUUAAAAGUUUUUAAUUUUCUUUCUUUUGUUACUUUUUAAGAAAAAGACUUUAAUAAUACGAAAAAAACGUGCUACAAAAGAAAAAAAAAACAUCAGUUCAGACUCUUUAAUUUAUUUUUUUUUAAGAACUGCAGAUAUGAAAUGUAUUUAACAUUUGCAGGUGGUCAGAAUGUGAAGGCUUUGGAGGAUAUAGAAAUAAUGAAUUAAAAUUAUGUUAAUAAUAUUAAUGAUUAAUAAUUAUGGUAAAACCUGUUCUAAACAGCCUCCCUAAUUUACCAGUUGUUCUGUUACAAACAAACAACGCGUCUGGGGCUGAAGACGUAAGGGUACUAAGGAGGAUUCAUGGUUUAGCACGUCAAAAAGUUUAAGGGUAUCAUGGGGAUAGCCACACCAAUUUCUUCUGCUUUAGCUUGCUCUAUGACACAUAUAAUCCGGCAAAGUGGCAGAACUAUGCAUUCAAGCCACUACCAAGAGGCCGUGAAGCAACAACAAAACAUUUGAAUGAAUGGAAAUAAAAGAGCAAGCAUCUUGUACAAAAACACUAAGAGAUGUUGCUGACCCUGAAGUGCUUGUAAUUCUUCAUACUGAUAGAGCAAAUCUAAAGCUUGUAAAUAAAUGAAAAAAAGAAAUAAAAAAACAAAACCAA